CUCAACGUGGAUAAAAGUCUUCUUUCUUACAUUGGCCUUGCACCCGAAUCUGAAACCCUAGUUCCACGGAAACCGUCCCCGAUUUCGAGCAUUCUGUGUUCGAUCCCGAGGUUUCUAAAUUCAACAAUGGAGGUUUAGGCUUCCUUCCUUCGUAGUUCAUCUGAGCUGUAUCGAUUUCUUCAUCGGUGUUAAUUAAAUAGCGAGGGAGAGAAUUCGUUUGGGAUUUUUCGUUUGAUGGCUUCUGAUCGUGUCUCUUCCGCUGUUAAGCCCAUCUGGAUGAAGCAAGUGGAAGAAGCGAAGCUCAAGAGUGAGGCGGAUAAAGACGCGGCAGCGAAGGCAGCGUUCGAGGCCACAUUCAAAGGUGCCGACAAAACCGCGGCUUUGGAUGUUCAUGUGGCGGCGCCGGUUGCAGCUCUGCCGGAAUCAGACAGCGAAUCUGAGGAAUCUGAUGACCUGUCGAGGAAACCAAUUGGUCCGGUGGACCCGGCAAAGUGCACGGCUGCUGGGGCCGGAAUUGCUGGCGGCACGGCCUGCGUGCCGUCGACGUUUGUGGUGGUGACAAAGGACGCUGAUGGGAGGAAGGUUCCCAACGGCGGAGCUCUGGUUAGGGUUAAGGUUUCGCCCGGCGUUGGUGUUGGUGGUACGGAGCAAGAAGGAGCGGUGAAGGAUGUAGGAGAUGGGACUUAUGCAGUUACAUACGCUGUGCCCAAAAGAGGAAACUACAUGGUGAACAUCGAGUGCAAUGGCAAACCCAUUAUGGGAAGCCCUUUUCCUGUCUUCUUUAGCCAAGGUACUUCUACGACGGGGCUACUCGGUACUACUCCAUCUAUGUAUCCAAACCUUAUAAACCAAACCAUGCCCAACAUGCCAAAUUACACUGGUUCUGUUUCCGGAGCAUUCCCAGGACUCUUGGGAAUGGUUCCAGGCAUUUCCUCUGGUCCUUCUGGUGGUGCUAUUUUGCCUGGGAUUGGAGCAUCUCUUGGGGAGGUUUGUCGUGAAUACCUUAGUGGUAGAUGUGCAAACACUAGCUGCAAGCUAAAUCACCCUCCUCAGAAUUUGCUGAUGACUGCAAUAGCUGCAACAACUAGCAUGGGUAAUCUAAGCCAGGUGCCAAUGGCGCCUUCUGCUGCUGCAAUGGCUGCUGCUCAGGCCAUUGUUGCGGCACAGGCUCUUCAAGCUCAUGCUUCUCAGUUCCAAGCUCAAUCAAGCAAGGGUUCAUCAGGUUCCUCAGAAGAAGCAGAAAAGGCUGAUAUGCUGAAGAAAACUCUCCAAGUUAGCAAUCUGAGUCCACUUCUUACAACUGAACAGCUUAAGCAGCUAUUUAGCUUCUGUGGCACAGUAGUUGAAUGUACCAUUACUGAUUCAAAGCACUUUGCCUACAUAGAAUACUCAAAGCCCGAAGAAGCAACAGCUGCUUUGGCAUUGAACAACAUGGAAGUCUGUGGGCGGCCUUUGAAUGUCGAGAUGGCAAAAUCGCUUCCUCAGAAAUCAUCUGUCAUGAAUUCUUCUGUGACUUCAUCCUCGCUUCCCAUGAUGAUGCAACAAGCAGUUGCCAUGCAGCAGAUGCAAUUCCAACAGGCCAUACUGAUGCAACAAGCCAUGGCUGCACAGCAAGCAGCAAACAGGGCAGCCACCAUGAAGUCUGCAACUGAGCUUGCAGCUGCUAGAGCUGCAGAAAUAAGUAGGAAACUAAAAGCCGAUGGUGUUGGAGUUGAUGAAAAGGAAGCUGAUCGGAAAUCUAGGUCACCAUCUAACUCUAGUGUGAGGUCAAGAUCGAGAUCAAAGUCGAAAUCUCCAAUUAGUUAUGGACGAAGACGGAGAUCCCCAUCUUAUUCACCACCAUUUCGUCGCCCUAGAGAUCGCAGAUCAAGAUCACCAUUCAGAUCUCACCGGCGAUCAACUUAUGAGAGCAGAAGGCGGUCAUAUAGAGAUUCUAGGGACAUUGUUGAAAGUAGGAGGCAUGGUAGCGGUAGAUCAGAUGAUCUUCGUUCAUCUCGGUCAAGGAGAAGUAGGAGUUUAAGCCCCAAAAAGAGAAAAUCCCGGCGAGAAGAUCCUGAAUCACCAAGACAACGACAUGACAGCUCAUCACAUGGAGAUAAGAAAUCAUCUCGUGCUGGCUCUGGAUCUCCAAGGGGCCGUAGGGAGCAUAGAAGGCGUUCAAGAUCUAGGUCGACCCCAAGAGAUGAUGGAGAGAAGAAACUUAAACACCGAAGGCGUUCAAGGUCUAGAUCAGUGGAAGCUUCUCCGGAAAAGACGAAUGAAGCUAGAGAUGAUGGAUCAAAACAUCGUAAGAAAAGGCGUUCAAGGUCAAGAUCUAGUGAAGGUCAGAAUAUUAAGAAAAGCAUAUCACCAAAUCCUGAUGAUACUAAACAAAAGCACAGGCGGAGAUCUAGGUCUAGAUCGUCAGAAAACAUAAUUGGGUCUGAUGAGAAAAAUGAUGCUGCCCAGGAUGGUGACUCAAGAUCUCAUCGCAGGAGAUGCAGGUCAAAAUCAUUGGAUGAUGACUAUAAUAUGAAGAAGGAACGGACUAGCAGCAGGAAAACGGAUGAUGCCAAACAGAAGCGCAGGGGAAGGUCCAGGUCUAGAUCAUUGGAAAACAAGAUUGGAUCCCAUGAGAAAAUUGAAUCUGACCGAGAUCACUCAAGAACCCAUCGUAGGAGGUCCCGGUCAAAGUCAGUGGAAGAUAGCAUGGACAAAAAGUCAAAGCAUCGUAGUCGAAGGCGAUCACGGUCAGUGUCAUCCGAGGGUAAGCAUAGGAGAGAGAGUAAGUCCUCACCUAAAUUUGCUGAUGAAAAGAAAUCUGGACGUAGAAGGCGCUCCAGGUCGAGGUCAAUAGAGACAAAACAUAGGUCAAAGGAUAGAGGAUCAAAGUAUCGUGAAAGGUUACGGUCAUCAUCUCCAAAAGGUGAUGAAGGGCAAGACAGUAGAUCGUCGCCUAGAGGUUCUGAUGAUCACAAGCACAAGAAAAUACUUUCUGUGAAAGAUAAAUACCAUUCAGAUGAUGGGGAAGAUGAAAAUGGAGAUGCAAGAUCUGACAAGGGUUUGAAGGAAGCUGUUGUGACUAAGGAAGCUGUUGAAAAUGCUGAAGUGAAGCUGAUGCAAGCAUCAGAUGCUGAGGAGAAUUACUAAGUAUGCUAAGGCUAAUACCUGAGACUGCUGGAACAACAAAACAAAGUUUGGAUACUCAAGUUUUAACACCCAUGAUAUGGAAGAAAGCCUUUAGGAGAUUAUAUCGUUUCCUUUUGGUGCUUAAGAUUAUGCAACUAGCUUUUUCGCAUUUAAUAAAACACUUUGCAUCUUUUUUUUCUUUUUUUCGGUUUUUUGCAGGUAUUCGAUAACAGUUUGGAACUAAGCACCUGUGCUGCUAUAACUAUGAUGUGUACAACACCUGUGCCAUCUAUUUAGUGAGAUCCUUUUACUGAUAAGCUUGCUUGAUGUAUGUCGGAGCAUUGCCUUCUUUGUGAUAUUGGGCUUCCUCUAUGUUGAAAAUGAUGUUGUCCAACUCGGAGCGUAUCCCGAUGGUUGUUUGGCUGGACUGAUCUUUUUUAAGUGAAGACUUUCUUUCCCCUUUCGUUUCUCGUUUGGAUUUUCCUUUUCUUCGUUUCCCUAGCUCGUACGGAACUCUUUGAUCCGGAAAGCUACAUAUAAGCUGGAUUAUGCUUGGAUGAAUGGUUCCCAACAAUGCGUCCGGACCAGAUAGAUUAGAGGGUGGGAUCAACCAGCUAGGGUUCCCCUCUUCUUAUUUCGGCAUGGAGUGCAAAUCUCCUCCUGACAGGUAAAAAAUUCAUUACAACUGCUAAAGGUGUUCUACACAGGUUGUUCUGAGUGCAACAGCUUAAUUCUCUGUCAAAAGAUCAUCUUCAUUGUUGGUUGGUUGGUUGUCAUAUUGCGAAAUAUUUGCAUGAUAGAUGCUUUUGCAUGUUUCAUUUCCUAAAAUAGUUUUUUUUGUUCAUAGAGAGGACCAUAGAUGACAUGUGAUUUAAAAAAAAAAACUACAUAAAUAGGGGUUUGAGAUUGAGUUUCUUCUGUUAAGUCAUUCAAACCGGUUUUUACAGUGUUCUCUCUACAAGUGAAAACGGGGUUUUUACUCUUUCAAAUUCUCUUUGAAACUCAAUUUACUAUGUUUUGGAAAUGCCCCUAAUUUAGUCAAUGUGAUAAUUGUUUGAUUAGUUCCUAA
Messenger RNA from Tarenaya hassleriana, 4177 nucleotides. RefSeq names its product serine/arginine repetitive matrix protein 2. Gene Ontology annotation, molecular function: RNA binding; metal ion binding; protein binding. NCBI's taxonomy places the organism in Eukaryota, Viridiplantae, Streptophyta, Magnoliopsida, Brassicales, Cleomaceae. The transcript has 8 exons. Bases 235 to 3129 code for a protein of 964 amino acids. The record is from RefSeq and is a predicted model, not a curated record.